Messenger RNA from Xylaria bambusicola, 1161 nucleotides. RefSeq names its product putative phosphatidylserine decarboxylase. The record is from RefSeq and is a predicted model, not a curated record. Gene Ontology annotation, molecular function: phosphatidylserine decarboxylase activity. The transcript has a single exon. Bases 1 to 1161 code for a protein of 386 amino acids. Gene Ontology annotation, biological process: phospholipid biosynthetic process. NCBI's taxonomy places the organism in Eukaryota, Fungi, Ascomycota, Sordariomycetes, Xylariales, Xylariaceae.
AUGCCUAGAGAUCGUGAGCCUAUCGUCCAGGUGCUCGUCAAUACAAUUGCCGAGAACCAGGAAUGGCUUCAGGAUUUUGAAUCCGCGGUCAAAACUGCGGUGCAAAAGGCACCCGACGACAUGGAGGGAAUUCAGACAUUGGACGACUUUUACGACUUCAUGGACGAUUUCUUGAGAUGGGUGCCAGUCGAGACUCCUGAUGGCCGACAAAUCUACGGGAAACUUUGCUUGUUCUAUUUUAUCUUCAGUCAGCCGUCCGUGUACCAAUACCAGACAGCGAUCAGCCCUACGACAGCGAACAAGUCCCUGUCAUGGCUGUCAGACUGGCUGGUCAGCUACGCACGGGAGUUAGGCAAGUUCUUAGACACUCCUGCAUCAUUCACAAAGGAAUCGCUGGAGACCUUUAGGAUCGCGGAUAAAUUCCAUUUUGAGGAGUAUAUUGAACCCCAUGGAGGUUGGAAGACCUUCAACCAUUUUUUCGCUCGCAAUACAAAGCCGGGCUAUCGUCCCAUCGCAAAUAUGGCGGACUCGGGCACCAUCGUCUCUCCUGCCGAUGCUGUCUUCUCAAGCCAGUAUCCAGUGAACCCGGAUGCGAUGGUCGUGAUCAAAACACUGGAGUGGCCCAUCAGUGAACUUCUAGCGGAUACCGCAUACGCAGACAGCUUCCGGGGUGGCAUCUUCAUACAUUCCUUCCUUGGACCAGGCGACUAUCAUCGCCUGCACGCUCCGGUUGGAGGCAAGGUGUUGGAAGCGAAGGUCAUCAAGGGCCAGGUUUAUCUCGAAGUCGAGGCCAAAGGCGGAUCGUUGAACCCGAUAAGAAAGAUUCAGCCGGAACUUCGCAAGCCUCAUAAUCCAGAUAAAAUAGAGGCCCCCGAUGCUGCGGGAUACGAGUUCUGCCAGAUGCGUGCACUCUUUGUCUUGGAGACGGCAAUAGGGCUCGUGGCGGUUCUACCUAUCGGCAUGGCCCAGGUCUCGUCUGUGGUACCGACAGCGGAGGUGGGUAAAACCUUGUUCAAAGGGGAGGAACUUGCUUAUUUCCAAUUUGGUGGAUCUGAUAUCGUUGUCAUCUUCGAGAAUGGCAGCGGGGUCGAAAUCACAGCCGAGGAGGAUCGCCAUUACAAGAUGGGUGAGGCGAUUGGAACAGCCAAUCCAGCUACCUAG